Bursaphelenchus xylophilus (pine wood nematode) is the source of this 1259-nucleotide messenger RNA. Lineage: Eukaryota; Metazoa; Nematoda; Chromadorea; Rhabditida; Aphelenchoididae. The record is from the annotation of a GenBank genome assembly.
AUGACCGAUUCCGUUGAAUUACUUGUUAAUCCUCCUAACGAGUAUUGGAUCCAAAUAUGUAAAUUAAUUGUGGAAGCCGAGAGUUGGCUAAAUUCUCUUCACGAUUACAAGACUUGGAAAGAGGCCUUCGGAGAUGACUUCGAAUUACUGGUGGCUGUCGACAAAGGUGAGUACAACUAGUCCUAACAAUUUGUAAUGACGUCUAGAAUCAAAAGCGAUCCUCGGUUGUAUUACUGUAGUCCAUUACUACGGACCCAACAGUACCAUUUCAAUGAUUGGUUGCUACUUUGUAACCAAAGAGAACCGAGGAAGGGGACUUGGAGUUUACCUUUUUGACCAAGCUAAAGCUCGAUGCAAAGGCAACACCUUUUUGUUUGGAGGUAAGACUUCGAUACUACAGAAAUAAUGCAUUAGAGGAAUCAAUAAAAAUAAAUUUUAGCGGCUUCCAUGACCAAGAAGUACGCCGAUGUCCAUCAUUUCAACAAGAUCACAGACUACGCAGUUGUUAGACGAACGGUUGUAACAACUAAACUAAGACCGCUACUCUUAAACAAUGAUCCAACUCUCAUCCUUAAACAUCCAUCGGCCGUUGGAUGGGAUGAGAUCGAGAAAGUGAGUUAACAACUUAUUUUUUAUUCUCCCUUUAGUACCUCAAAAAGUACGUCGGAAAAUUGAAUAUCAUCCACGUGGUAAAAGCCCUCCUAAUACAACCGGGAUCUUAUCCAUUGGUAAGUUCUGACAUUACCGAAUUCAUAAACAAUACCUACAGGUGGCCUUAACGACGGAGAAUCGGAUUGUUGCACUUGGCACUGUCAGAGAACAACAUGGAGAGACUCUGUCUGUAGGACCUCUAAUAGGAAACGACCCAGUAAGUUGCUAAACGACCACCGACCUAGAUUAAAACAAUAUUCAACUCGUACAUUUCAGAUAGCAGCUUGCUCAGUACUUCGUGGAAUUUUGUUAAACAUUGACAAUCUCAUGGAUUUCAAGGCAUUUGCUAUGGAGAGCCCAACAACUAACGAGGAGAGUGACAAAAUCAUCAAACAACUCAGUGAAGGGGACUACAAAAUCCAUUUCGGGCAUGAAUUACAACCCCAAUUCACAGAGGAGAUCGUCCCAGUACGUUCAAUAGUCAUUAGAAAUUACGUAACCCCUAAAUUUCAAGCCAAAUGUUCAAAAAAAACCGUUACCUUUUUCUGUUUCAGCUUCCCGUUGCCCACGUUUACGCGAUCGGGCAGUCGGAUGUCUCCUUGCUUUGA